CAAGUCUUUGUGUAAAAUACAAAGAAUUUUCAAAACAAAUUUUGAGGUUAGAUCAGAUGAGCGUGCAGUGAUGCUGAAACAUCAGAGAGGAGCUGUGAGAGCAGUGAUGGACAUGAGUUUGUUUGUCCUUCUUCUGCUGUCAGGACUUAUGUGCAGCGCUUCUGUUCUUCGGCGACCAUAUCACUACAUAAAUCAGAAUAUGACAUGGUCAGCUGCUCAGAGUUACUGUAGAGAGAGGUUUACUGAUCUGGCUACUGUAGACUCUAUGAAUGAUGUGAACAGGAUGAUAAAUGCAGUGAAUGAUGGAUACAGUGGAUCAGUGUGGAUUGGACUGAAGAGGGGGACACAAGGUCGUUGGGGAUGGUCUAAUGGAGAUGGUCCUCUCACACAGUACAGUGCAUGGUUUCCAGGACAGCCUUCUGGUGAUGGAGCAUGUGUCAUUUGUAUGUGUUAUUACUGGUAUGAUCGUCCAUGUGCAGUGCUUCACCAAUUUAUGUGCUAUGAUGAAACACUUGGAAACAUCAUGAUAUCGAGUUGGAAAAACUGGACAGAUGCUCGGAGUUACUGCAGACUGCAUCACACUGAUCUGGCCACGGUCAGCAGCCCUGAGAAGCAGAGUAAACUAAAUUCUGUUGUUGGAUGUGGCCCGUGGGUCUGGAUCGGUCUGUUCUCUGACUCUUGGCAGUGGUCUGAUCAUUGGAGUCUCUCCUUCAGAAACUGGGCAUCAGGGCAACAGUUUCAGAGUUUUGGUGACUGUGUUGCCUUGUCAAUAACGGACUCUGGGAAAUGGGUUCAAUUCAGCUGUGACCAAAAGCAUCCAUUUAUCUGUCAUGGAGAGGACAAGUUUGUUAAAAAACAGACUGUCAGACUGAACUUGUCCAAUGAUGGAAAUCACGAUUUGAAUGACUCCUCAACACAGACCGCCAUUCUGAAUGAGAUAAGUGAAAAGCUACAGUCCAUGGGGCUAGAAGACUUUAAGAGCAUAAGCUGGAGAAAGGAUGAAAAUGGAGAGGUGUUUCAUCUGAGCACAUAUACUGCAGUCAAUUCGAAUAAUACAUGUGAUGAGUACACAGAAGCUGAGUUAACUUUAAAGUCCCCGUGAAAUAAAAAAAUUCAAGACCUACUUUUUAUUAAAUAUUGCAGCGUUCAUUAUAAAUAGUGA
Molecule: messenger RNA, 1162 nt
Organism: Triplophysa dalaica
Lineage: Eukaryota; Metazoa; Chordata; Actinopteri; Cypriniformes; Nemacheilidae
Product: putative C-type lectin domain family 20 member A
Exons: 6
Coding region: 71-1102 (343 amino acids)
Source: RefSeq, a predicted model, not a curated record